AUGACCAGACCGGAACAGAUCGGAAUGGACUGGAACGGUACCGUUUCUAUUCUAUUUGAUCGAGGUUCAUUGUUCACUUCCAAUUUCUGGAAGGCUUUGCAGUAUGGUUUGGGUACCCAGUUAGAUAUGAGUAUAGCGUUCAAUCCUUAUACAGAUGAUCGGUCUAAGCGGACGGUUCAGAGAGUUCGAGCCCUAGUGUUCAUGAAGGGUGAUCAUGUUUGGCUCCAAGUGUCGCCCAUGAAGGGUGUGAUGAGGUUUAGAAAGAAGGUAAAACUUAGCCCUAUAUUCAUUGGACCCUUUGAUAUUUUGAGUCGUGUGAGAGAGGUGGUCUAUAAGUUGGCCUUGCCGCCUAUUUUGUCAAUUGUGCAUCAUGUGUUUGAUGUUUCCAUGCUUCAAAAGUACGUGUCGGAUGAGUCAUAUGUACUUUCCCUUGAUUCAGUUGAGUUGGGUCCAGACUUAUCUUUUGAGGAGGAUCCUAUAGCCAUUUUGGAUAGGCAGGUUCGGAAGCUUAGGACCAAAGAUAUUGCUUCAGUGAAGGUGCAUUGGAAGCAUCAUUCAGUUGGUGAGGUGACUUGGGAUACGUAG
Messenger RNA from Solanum stenotomum, 585 nucleotides. RefSeq lists its product as uncharacterized. The record is from RefSeq and is a predicted model, not a curated record. The transcript is spliced from 3 exons. NCBI's taxonomy places the organism in Eukaryota, Viridiplantae, Streptophyta, Magnoliopsida, Solanales, Solanaceae. The coding region runs from base 1 to 585 and encodes 194 amino acids.